Triticum urartu is the source of this 1652-nucleotide messenger RNA. NCBI's taxonomy places the organism in Eukaryota, Viridiplantae, Streptophyta, Magnoliopsida, Poales, Poaceae. The record is from RefSeq and is a predicted model, not a curated record.
ACUACCCCGCUCACUCUUCCCACGACCUCCAUCGAACUCUCUGCUCCCCCUCCCAGACAGCCACCUCCCAUGCCCCGCACCACUUCCCUCCCCCACCUUCUCCGGAGCAGCAACCCCAACCCUCUCCACCUUCUCCGGUGGCGCCGCCCACCACCUCCUCCGGCCGCGCCCGACGAGGCCACCUUCUACGCUGGCUGCCGGCCGCCCUCGGCCCUCGGCGCGGCCUCAGCCACCAGAUCCGGCCACCACGACCAUUGGUGCGGCCACAAAUCAUGGAUCCAUCCGCCGCACACCCUCGGGGGGGGGGGGGGGGGGGAAGCCGUCCUCUCAUGCAGCCCAGCGCCUGAUCCGGCGAGCUCCACACCGGUGCCUCUGUACCGCGCCGCCGAGGCCCGAGUCGUCCUCUCCCUCUCCGGCAGGGAGGCCCCGUCGAGCAACUCCCCCGCUUGCCACCGGGAGGAGGCCGCCCGUGGCGGAUCCGAUGAGCCAACCCACCUCCUCAUCUCCCUCGCGGCGGAUCCGACGAGCUCUAUCACCAUGCGCCAGCGGGCGGACCCCCUCCCUCCUCCACUCACGGCGUCGUGCGCAUGCGGCGGCACCACCGUUUCUCCUAGCCGCCCCCCCCGCGUAUGUGAUCUAGCAAGGGCAGUAGCUACAGGUCUAGGCAGCGGCAGCUCCUCCGAUGCGCGGUUCAGGCAGUUUGGCUGUUUAGUUCGCCGGGGACUUCCGCAUCAGAGAGGCACGGCGCGACUAGCCACCACCGCAACUUGGCCCUUCUCUGUCGCUAGAGCAGCAUGAGCGUGCCGGUGCAGUGCACUGCGACUCCGCAUGCAGUGCAGAUCGGGGUGGAUCUGGGCCGCCACACACCUGGCAUCCCCACUAGACCUCUACCUUUCUCUGAACUUCACUGCAUGUAGUGUCGGUGACUGUAGCAUGCAGUGCAGCUCGCCCCGGCGUGCACCUCACCCCUUGACCCGGCGUGCACCAACUCCUCUAUUCAAUGUGCACUUCUCUAGGGACACAAUUUCAUUUUGGAGCUAUUUUUGUUUCAGAUUUUGCCAAUGCAGUGCGAGCGAUUUGUGUCUGAAGGACCUGAUCUACUCAUGGCCCUCUCCCUGCUCCUUCUUCUACCCUACUUUUUUACUUCUUCAACCCCCGUGGCCUUCGAAGAGAAUUGAAGUCUGCUCGCAACGGGUAUGCAGUGCACGGCCUGAUUGUUUGCAGUUUCCGGAUUCUAGUGGGCUCUAGAAUCUACUCGACAUCGACGAACAGGCAAAAACACACGAGUGACAACGAGGCUGCUAUUGCAGGUCACUUUUUACAUUUGGGAGCGAGACGGACUACUGCACAACAUUUUUUGUUGUUUGUGGGAGAGGGGAGAAACAACAGAAAAAAGAAAAUGUAAAACUGUUAUGCAGUGCAGUUUUGUUGUUCACAUAUGUGUAUCUAUGUUAUUGUGCAGCUGGCCUGCCUCUAGGAGCCGCCACCAGUGCCCUGAUCGGCCUGGCUAUGGAAUGAGAGGUUCAUUUUGUAGUGGUGGUGUGGUUCGCUUUGUAAAAAAGGAGAAAAAGAAAUUCUCAUGAGAGGUUCACUUCUCUUUCUAAUGCAUCUUGUUUUCUUUGUGGGACGAUUGAAAAAAGUAGUUCACUACA